Molecule: messenger RNA, 1250 nt
Organism: Leptinotarsa decemlineata (Colorado potato beetle)
Lineage: Eukaryota; Metazoa; Arthropoda; Insecta; Coleoptera; Chrysomelidae
Source: RefSeq, a predicted model, not a curated record
AAAUGAUCAAUGUGAAGUCGACGUCUGACAAGGAAACAAAAUUGAAAUUGAGAUUCAGCAUCAAGAGAAAACAUACGACGAGAAAAGUAAUUUUAUAAUUCAUUCUGCAGCUUGAAUGAUUAGACUAUUCGUUGAAUAAUAAAAACGAAAAUGAUAUACUCCUCAUUAGAGAUAAUUUGUUUUCAAGUACUUUCGAAAGUUAACAUCCUAAUCUCUGGCCCUAGUAUUCAGUAUUGAUUUGUCUGUUCAUUGGAAAAUAAACAUGGGUGUCAGAUUCCUACAAGUUUUGUUGUGUAUGAUGGUUAUUUGUGGUUUUAUUGAAGAAAGUUAUGGACUGAUGUGCCUAAGAUGUGAGUCCAAAACAGUGAACGGCACUUGUAAAAACAGUAGAAAAUUCCACAUAUCAUCGAAAAGACAUCAGUCGUGUUACGGAAGGAGGCCGAAAUGUUAUGCUAGAGCAACUGUGGACGAAAUGGGAAAUGCUCACUUCGAACGUGGUUGUACCUUGAAGAAUAUUUGCAAUGAAAACGUUGAUAUCAAGUACUGCUCAAUGUGUAACUCCAAAUUCUGCAAUUACCAAGCCAUGGUUCUUGACCAGCAAGUGAAAGAUUUUGCCAGGCAAGUCAGGAAUUCCAAACGCUUCCAUAAAACAUCCCAGAAGAAAACAAUUAAUGUAACCAAAGUAAUGAAUGUGAACCAGCCAGUAUCAAGCAAUAUAUCUGAGACAAAAAAAGACCCAAUAUCUGUAUAUCAGACACCCUCCAUGAGUGUUUUGAAUUCAGUACCAGCAAAUGUUCCUGAGAAAUUGAACGAAACUAGACCCAAACAUUUAACGGAAGAUAGCAUGACCUCAGUACCCACCAAUGUAUCCAAAACGAUGACCUUGACAGAGUCUGAAAAUCGAAGGCUUUCUGAAAAUGCUUCGGACUCAGUCCGUAAUGUUGCCUCUGAGACAGCUGACAAUAACCACCAGAUAGUAUCUAAGAUAGUGAUUGACUCAGUACCUGUGAAUGUAUCUGAAUAUUCGAAUCAUACCAUACCAAAAGCACCAUUCCAGACCAAGUCUGAUGAUAUAUCAGAAUAUGUGGACACUUCCAAAUCUACAUCUGAAUGACUCAAAUAAAAAUAUGGGAAAUCGAUUGUUGGAAAUGAAAUAUUUUAUAGCCUAUUUUAUCAAUAAUUAUUCGAUUACGGAAAAAACUCUAAUACAUAUACUGUAAUAUAACAUUUCACUUCGUUUGUAAAAUAUU